This is a messenger RNA of Protopolystoma xenopodis, 339 nucleotides long. The record is from the annotation of a GenBank genome assembly. Lineage: Eukaryota; Metazoa; Platyhelminthes; Monogenea; Polystomatidea; Polystomatidae.
GUGGCUCGCUUGGCCCCUUCGGGAUCGCAUUAUAUAACCGUACGUGGCGAGCAUCCUCUUCGUCUCCAUCCGAGUUGCGUUCUCUACACUGUGACUGGUCAUUGGCCAGCCUGGAUAUUGUUUACUCGCGUUCUCUCAAGUGAUGGAGACUCUGCUUUAUCCCGCAUGCCAGCUGAAGUUGGCGCCGGCAGAGGUGAUCCCACUGCGCUGUCUACAGCAACCUCCAUUAGCCAAAUUAGUGUGAUAAACCCCGAAUGGUUAAUCGAACUGGCGCCGCACUAUUUCACAUUUGGUACAGAUAGAGAACAUUUGGAGGCAUCUAUCAAGUCAAAUGAUUAA